This is a messenger RNA of Myzus persicae (green peach aphid), 4094 nucleotides long. Its product is annotated as nephrin-like. NCBI's taxonomy places the organism in Eukaryota, Metazoa, Arthropoda, Insecta, Hemiptera, Aphididae. The record is from RefSeq and is a predicted model, not a curated record. The transcript is spliced from 14 exons.
AUGAAGUGCUGUGCAGUGCGGCAGAUAUUCGCCGUCGUACACGGAACUGCGUUGUUGCCGUGUGACAUUGCGCCACCGAUACCCCACGAUCCUCAGGACACUGUCAUACUGGUGGUUUGGUACAGAUAUGAAAAAACUGCGAUAUAUAGCGUGGACAUCCGAGACAAGUUUACAGAUCCAAACAAGUCGCAUUGGAAGGACGAGUCGUUGGAAGGCAGGUCGCACUUCCGAAUGCUAUCCGAACCGGCUAUGUUAACCAUCGAUAACGUAUCGGAAAUGGAUGCCGGAAUUUACAGAUGUCGAGUAGACUUUCGGAAAUCGCCGACCAGGAACUCCCGACUGAACCUAACAGUUAUUGUGCCUCCGCAGAAACCGGUCAUCCUGAGCGAGUACAACGAGGAGAUAGAACACACAGGACCGUUCUACGAAGGCGAUCGGGUGAAAUUGACAUGCAUGGUAUCCGGAGGUCGCCCGGAACCAAAGGUCAGAUGGUGGCGGGGAGAGACUUUGAUGGAUACCGGAAACGAAGGAAUUUCCGGACAAUUCACAGCGUCAUCAUCGUCGGUGAAACAAAACGAACUGACCAUCGAAGCGCUGGGACGGUACGACCAGGGAGCCGUGUACACUUGCCAGGCUUCAAACAGCAACUUAUCCGCCCCCGUCAGCGCCAGCGUCACCAUCGAAAUGUACCUCAAACCGUUGAACGUGCAAGUGCUCAGCAGCAGGCAGCCGCUUAGUUGCGGCCGGACAUACGAGGUGCAGUGUCAAGCGGUGGGCUCCAAGCCGCCGGCCAACGUGACGUGGUGGAAGGACAAUGAGAGGUUGACCAAUGCUACGCAGACCGUAUCACCAGAUGGCAACGUAACAUCGUCCACUUUGACUUUCCAACCAACAAAAUCAGAUAAUGGUAAAUCAUUGGUAUGCCGAGCCGAAAACCAAAACGUACAACAGUUGGAAGAGAUGGUUGGUGGUAAAGUGGAAGACCUGUGGACAAUUGAUGUGCAUUACGUUCCGAUAUUGAAACUGGCCUUGGGUAUCAACAUGAAUCCGGCAGACAUUGAAGAAGGAGAUGAUGUAUAUUUCGAGUGCAAGAUCGAUGCCAACCCACCCGCUUACAAAGUGAUUUGGAAGCAUAACGGUCAAGUGGUCCAGGGAAAUGUGAAAAGCGGCGUGAUUAUGAAUCAAAAGGACCUGGCACUUCAAAACGUCAAGAGACAGCAAGCAGGGAACUAUUCGUGUUUGGCUAGCAACGUGGAGGGAGACGGCGAGAGCAACGUCGUUCGGCUAACAGUCAUGUACAAACCGGUGUGCAGGCACAACCAGAAACUGACGUACGGAGUGGCCCGGAACGAGAACACGGAAAUUGUAUGCGAGGUAGAUGCAUAUCCGGCACCGGACGUUUUCAAGUGGACGUUCAAUCGGACGGGCGGCGUGGCAUCUGAAAUCGGUAGCAACGAGGUGGUCCAACACACCCGCCCUGGUGGAAGCGAAACUGGAAGUGGCAGUUCGUCAUCCGGCAAGCGUGGCAGACUUUCGUCGGUGCUCACUUAUAGUCCUUCAGUCAUGGGAAUGAGCAGCGGCGUUGGAGGUAGUGGAAAUGGGGGCAACGUUGGAGACAACGAUUACGGAACUGUCACUUGCCGAGCAUCGAACACCGCCGGACAGCAAAUGGAGCCUUGCGUUUUCCACGUGAUCGCAGCCGUGAGACCUGACCCGCCUUUCAACUGCACUUCCGGUGACCCGACACUAUCCUCAGUGCACGUGUGGUGCACGCAAGGGUUCGACGGGGGCGUCGCUCAACGCUUCGCGCUGGAGGCGUACGACUCGGCUGGCCGAGCCGACGGAGGGUCGUCUGGUCCGGACGACGGAUACGGUGGGCCCGCGGUGGCCGCAGACGGACCGGCGCCACCCAUGUUGGCCAACCUUACGGCCGACCGACCGGACUUCACGCUCCGACAGCUGUCGCCGUCCGUCGGGCUCCGGUUGGCCGUGUAAGCGUACAACUCGCGCGGCACCAGCGACCGCACGUGGCUUACCGCUUACACACUCAACUCGGCCGACAAGCAGACCACUUCCGGUUCGUCUGCCGUAGGAGCCGGUGGCAACGACCGUUUCCGGCUGACGCCAGUGGUGGCCGGCCUCUUGGCCAUCACCAUUGUGUCAGCCGUGGCCGCAGCUGCGGUGAUGUGCGCGCUCCGUGUGCGAUCUCAGCGGCACCGGAACCAGCGUCGGCAAGACUUGUGCGGGGCCGGAACUGGCAGUGUUAUGGGAGGAGGUAUUGGCGGUGGGGCUGCCGUUAUCGCUGUGUGCAAGCAGAAAGCGGACGAUGACGACGACGAGUACGCAGCGGCGGCAUCCGACCCAGACAAAAAUCCAGACCUUAUCCCGCCGACAAAAAUCAAAAGCGGAAGCAGAGGCAAUAUCGGAUACCGUGUUGUCCAACAACAGCCGAUGAUGGGAUUAAAUGACGACGAUGAUGAAAACUUGGAUGCUGCCGAAUCAUCAGACGAUGAACGAUCCGGUUACCCGACACUUCCGGUCGACGGUAUUGGCUCGCGCCCAUCCGUCAGUUCAAUCCGAAACCCCGCUACAUCAAUUGGCCCCGGUUAUAACAACAACGGUUAUAGGCCUGAACAACAUAUGUCGACAACCAUAGCGGUAUCAUCCCGGUUACCACCUUACCAUCAUCGGGAAAUCGUUACGGUUCGAACUCCAUUGAUGUCUAGCCAACAGGAAAGCUGCGUUUAAAUAUUAUAUUAUUACAAACAUGUUUUCGUAUGAUAAUAUUGUUUUAUGUAGUGUGUAUAGCUACAUAAAAUGCAUAGUCCUAUAGUCCUAAUUAUUAUUAUCAUUAUUAUUAUUAUCACUAAUAUUACCCAAUAUUAUUAUAAUUAUUAAUUGUAUUGUGAAUGUAUUUUGUUAAGAACUUCCUAAAUGUAUAUUAUACAAAGAUUUCUCCUCCAUUUAUUUUUCCCCUGUUCGUUUCUAACAUUUGUACUCAUGUUGCAUCCAAGUGUUUGUCAUUUUAAAUUCUACUGAAUAAAUUUUUGUAUAAUAAUUGCCAGUCUAUGGUCUUCUAAAUUGGUUUUUGAACUACUUCAUACUGAAAUUUUGAAAUUUUUUACUGGAAUGUCUUAAUCACGACAAUGAUAGUUAACAUAUAUUGGAAUAAAAUUGUUAUUAUCAAUAUUAUCUGUUUCUUAAUUCAUAUUAUCUCAUGAAACACUAUGUAAUGCUUCUGACCUUCAAGUUUAUUAAUUAUACGUCAAAUUUAGUACGAAAAUUGUUUAGGUUAGUGUGACGCACCAGCUGAAACAUAGCGUAAUAAUUCAGUUCGUUCGUGUUAGUUUCGUUGUACUAAAUCAAAAUCGUGUGUAACUCAACAAUUAUUUCAAGUUGACGGUUUUUAUUUUUUAAAUCAGAUUCCAAUACCCGCUUAAUUUUAACAAUUUUUUUCGUACAAAUAUCUUUUUUAUAAACGUGGUACCAAUCUUGGAAACGUCCUCCAUAAUACUACAACAUGUGUUGAAUGUGAGGCGACUAGACGAAUUCCUUGCAACUUCAUUUUAAUAUUUAACUAUAUCAAAUUUAAUCUAACCAUGUAAAACUGUAUAAUAAUAAUAUCUAUAUUAUAACAUCUAUAGUGUGUAAUUUACUAAAUUACCAAAACUGCUGGUUCUUUGCAGGAGGACAGUAGUUGUUAAGUGUUAUAAUUUUUGUAAAAAAUGAUUUUCAAAUUAUAAGUGUUUAAAUUUAUUAUAUUUAUGGCUAGGUAAUAAUAUUGUUGUUGUUUGUAUUUAUAAAGUUGGAAAACAAUUGUUGAAAUAAAAUUGUCAUUGAUUCGCGCACCAGCGACGUCGUUAGUCUACUGAGAGAUAAGGUAUGACAUUUAAAAAAAUGUGUAUAAACUUUUUAUUAUUAUUGAUAUAAAUAUUAUUAUAUUUGAUGUAAAUAUUUAAUAAUAAAUAUCGGUAUCAAUAAAGAUAACGAGUUACCCGUAGUUAUUAUUUAUUUAUAGGUAUAAUAGUUUAAUUAUAUACCUAAACAAAAUAUUAAUUAUGAUAUAUUAUAAUACAUUUUUACAUUAAAAACAC